UUCCUGUUUGAAUUCUCACCAGAGGCGAACCCCGGAAGCUAACCUAUUGUUUCAGCUUGUAAACAACAACUAUUAAUGUAGCGCGAGCGCCGUUCAGCAACAAUGAUUCCCUACACGGUCAACAUCAAGCUGGCGGCUCGGACGUUGACCGGCACCUUGAACCUGCAGAACAAGACCGCGGUGGACUGGGGCUGGCAGGGCCUGAUCGCUCAGGGGUGUUACUCCAGUAUUCUCAUCAUCGACCCAAAGACGUCUCAGACCAUCCAGGUGCUGGAGAGGCACAAAGCCAACGUGGUGAAGGUGAGAUGGUCGAGGGAGAACUACUACCACAACGUGAGCUCUCCCUACUGCCUGCGGCUGGCCUCCGGAGACGCCUCGGGGAAGAUCAUCGUGUGGGACGUGGUGAGCGGCACGGCGCACUGCGAGAUCCAGGAGCACUCCAAGCCCAUCCAGGACCUGGAGUGGCUGUGGAGCCAGGACGCGUCCCGGGACCUGCUGCUCGCCAUCCACCCGCCCAACUACAUCGUGCUGUGGAACGGAGACACGGGCACCAAGCUGUGGAAGAAGAGCUACGCCGAGAACAUCCUGUCCUUCUCCUUCGACCCCUUCGACUCCUCCCACAUGGCGUUGCUGACCAGCGAGGGAAUCGUCUUCAUCACCGACUUCUCCCACUCCAAGCCGCCGGGCAACGCCGGCAAAAAGGUCUACAUCGCCAGCCCCCACGCAAGCCCCGCCCACAACAAGCCCCCCCACACCACGGCGCCGGUGCCCACCGGCGCCAAGAAGGCCCUCAACAAGGUCAAAGUGCUCAUCACCAACGAGAAGCCCACGGCGGAGGCCGUGACGCUGAACGACUGCCUGCAGCUGUCCUACCUGCCCUCCAAGAGGAGCCACAUGCUGCUGCUCUACCCCCGAGAGAUCCUCAUCCUGGACCUGGAGCUCAGCCAGACGGUGGGCGUGGUGGCCAUCGAGCGCUCCGGGGUGCCCUUCCUCCAGGUGAUCCCCUGUGCUCAGCGUGACGCUCUAUACUGUCUCCAUGAGAACGGGUGCAUCACCCUCCGAGUGUGCCGCUCCACCAUCACCCCGGAGGAGACGACAGACCCCGAGCAGAGUGUGUACGAGCUCAUGUACGACCUGCGUUCUCAGUGCGACGCCAUCCGGGUCACCAAGACCGUGCGCCCGUACCGCAUGGUCAUCUGCCCGGUGAACGAGAACAGCGCCGCCCUCAUGGUCAGCGACGGAAGAACCAUGUUGUGGGAGCUGAAGGCCCACAAGGGCAGGGCUGCUGCCACGCCCAGCUCCGGUCUGCUGCCGCUCUACACCCCUGUGUCCUUCUGUGGAGCUCCACUGGGACCCAACCAGAAGAGGAUUCAGGACCUCUCCCUCAACAGUAUGAUCGGUCAGACCCUGAUAGCCGGGGAGGCUCCUUCUCCGGCCUCCAGCCAGCAGGAGGUGCAGCUGAAGUUCCAGCUGACCGGGCUGCUGUCGGGCCUGCCGCUGCCGCCGUUCGCCCUGCGCAUGUGUCCCCCCCUCACCACCAAGAACAUCCAGCACUACCAGCCGCUGCUGGCCAUCGGCACCAGUAACGGGUCGGUGCUGGUCUACAACCUGACCAGUGGUCUGCUCCACAAAGAGCUCAGUGUGCACUCCUGUGAAGUCAGGGGCAUUGAGUGGGUGAGUCUGACCAGUUUCUUAUCUUUUGCCACGUCUGCUCCCAACAACUUGGGCCUGGUGCGAAAUGAACUGCAGCACGUUGACCUGCCUACUGGAAGAUGUUUCUCCUUCAGAGGCGAGCGAGGAAACGAUGAGCCGCCCAUCGAGAUGAUUAAAGUGUCUCAUCUCAAGCAGUACCUGGUGGUGGUCUUCAGAGAUAAACCUCUAGAGCUGUGGGACACCAGGACCGGGACACUUCUCCGGGAGAUGGCCAAGAACUUCCCCACGGUCACGGCAUUGGAGUGGUCCCCGUCCCACAACCUGAAGAGCCUGAAGAAGAAGCAGAUGUUGGCGAGGGAGGCCGUGGCCCGGCAGACGGUGUCGGACGCGGAUCAGAGCAGCGUGGAGUCCUCGGUCAUCAGUCUGAUGCAGGAUGCAGAGAGCAAGUCCGAGUCCAGCCAGGCCAUCUCAGCCAGGGAGCAUUUUGUGUUCACCGACACGGACGGACAGGUGUACCACAUCACCGUGGAGGGCAACACGGUCAAAGAUGGCGCCCGAAUCCCCCCUGACGGCAGCAUGGGGAGCAUCGCCUGCAUCGCCUGGAAGGGGGACACCCUGGUGCUGGGGGACGUGGACGGGAACCUCAACUUCUGGGACCUCAAGGCUCGCUUGUCCAGGGGGAUCCCAACGCACCGCGGCUGGGUGAAGAAGAUCCGCUUCGCCCCCGGUAAGGGGAACCAGAAGCUGCUGGUGAUGUACACGGACGGAGCCGAGGUCUGGGACACCAAGGAGGUCCAGAUGGUGAGCAGCAUGCGGAUCGGCCGCAACGUCAACUACCGCAUCCUGGACAUCGACUGGUGCACGUCGGACAAGGUGGUGCUGGCCUCCGACGACGGCUGCAUCCGAGUGCUGGAGAUGGCCAUGAAGUCCGCCAGCUACCGCAUGGACGAACAAGACCUGACGGAUCCAGUGUGGUGUCCUUACCUGCUGGUUCCCCGAGCCGCCCUGACCCUCAAGGCCUUCCUUCUGCUGCAGCCCUGGUCAGGAACCUUCACCAUGGACAUCACUCAGGUAGACUACCAGGAGAAGGGAGAGAUCAAAGGGCUGAUCCAGGAGCAGCUCAACUCCCUGUCCAAUGACAUGAAGAGCGCUCUGCAGGACCCGGAGCUCAGCCUGCUGCAGCGCUGCCUGCUGGUCUCACGGUUGUUUGGAGACGAGUCUGAUCUGAACUUCUGGACCGUGGCGUCUCACUACCUGCAGUCGUUUGCCAAGGCUCGCCUGCCGAGCGGGUCCUCUGAGGAGGCCCCGGCUGAAGGAGCCCGGCCCCCGGCCCACAGCCACCUGGACAUCUGCCACGACGUCCUGUGUGAGAGCUCCUACUUCCAGAAGUUCCAGCUGGACCGGGUUCACCUGCAGGAGGUCAAGCGCUCCAGUUAUGAACACACAAAGAAAUGUGCCGACCAGCUCCUCCUGCUGGGCCAGACGGACCGGGCGGUGCAGCUGCUGCUGGAGACGAGUGCCGACAACUCGAGCUACUACUGUGACUCGCUGAAGGCGUGCCUGGUGACCACCAUCACGUCCUCCGGCCCCUCGCAGUCCACCAUCAAGCUGGUGGCCACCAACAUGAUCGCCAACGGCAAGCUGGCAGAGGGAGUACAGCUGCUGUGUCUGAUUGACAAGGCGGAGGACGCGUGCCGCUACCUGCAGACGUACGGGGAGUGGAACCGCGCCACCUGGCUGGCCAAGGUGCGCCUGAGCCCAGCAGAGAGCUCUGACGUGCUGAAGCGCUGGGCGGAGCACCUUUGCUCCUCGCAGGUCAACCAGAAGUCUAAAGCCAUCCUGGUGCUGCUGUCGCUGGGCUGCUUCUCCAGGGUGGGAGAGAUGCUCAACAACAUGAGGCACUUUGACCGCGCCGCCCUCUUCAUGGAGGCCUGCCUGCAGCUCGGCGUGAUGGAGGCCAACGACUCGUCCAAUAAACUCAUCCACACGUCCUUCGUGGAGUACGCCCGGCUGCUGCGCUCCCUGGGCCUGAGGGAGGGCGCCGCUCUGUGGGCGUCACGGGCCGGCAGCGCCGGAGAGGAGCUGAUGGAGGAGCUGUUCAAAGGGGAGGGGGGCGGAGCUACAGAACCUGCUCCUGAAGAGGAGGAGGAGCAGCCGGGCCAGGAGAGCGCCGAGUGACCCCGAGGACUUCGUCUUUACGUCGAGGGUCGGCCGUCACACAGGAACGUCU
Molecule: messenger RNA, 3883 nt
Organism: Pseudoliparis swirei
Lineage: Eukaryota; Metazoa; Chordata; Actinopteri; Perciformes; Liparidae
Gene: wdr11
Product: WD repeat domain 11
Exons: 29
Coding region: 103-3831 (1242 amino acids)
Cellular component (GO): cytoplasm
Molecular function (GO): protein binding
Source: RefSeq, a predicted model, not a curated record